This is a messenger RNA of Rotaria sp. Silwood1, 483 nucleotides long. NCBI's taxonomy places the organism in Eukaryota, Metazoa, Rotifera, Eurotatoria, Philodinida, Philodinidae. The record is from the annotation of a GenBank genome assembly.
AUGCCAAAAUUUCCUACAGAAAAUAUGUGUUUUGUUUCAAUAACAAAGCUUAGCGUAUUAAUUUGUAUGUUUACAAUAACAUUUAUUGUAUCAGACGUUAUGCUUUCUGUUUUGUAUCGACGUUUAGUAAAUUAUGUACGUCAAGCUUCAUCGAGAGUCCAAGGCAAUCAAUCACAACAAAUGCGUCGCGAUUUGAUAGUGGUCCGACGUGUAGUAUUGCUAAAUGCUCAAUUAGCUCUUGUGGGCAUCCCAUCAUUGAUUUUUAUAAUAUUCACCAUUAUUCGUCCUGAUCUUUCACCAAUUAAAUGGAUGCGUCUUUUACUUCUGAAUACAAAUACAGCAUUGUGCCCUAUGCUCAUCGUUCUUUUCUGGAUUACGCCAAAUCUACGACAAAUUUUUGUUGAAUGUCGAAACAAAGCCAAAACAUAUAUAUCAAUCAGCACCAAUCGUGUCAGACCAGUGGCAGAAACCGGUCGAUUUUAA